GUUUGCAAAAAAGGCAGGGCGUGCGCGAUCAGAGCUGACUGGUUGGUUGUUGUGCGUCAUUUUGAUCGAUUCGCAGCGUCAGCGACGAAUAAUCGCUGCGCGGCCACUGCAAAAAACCCCCAAAAGCCAAAACAGCACAGCACAGCGCGCGCCGAGCGCCGACAGCAGCGAUGGACUUCCUCGACUACGAAGAAGAAACCGAAAUCAAUGAGAGCGACAGCCCCCAUCAAUCCAUAACCAAACUACUCGACAACCGGGAAUUACUCCAGGAGCUGCGCGCGACGCCGUCCAUAGCCGAAUUCCUCAAAACAAAUGCAUCAUUAGUCCUGCAAGCCGCCCUCACGAAGGACGGAGAGGUCGACGACGACGACGACACUGUUGAUCAGAAACAGCGGUACACGCCGGCGGAUCGGAGGGCCUACGUCGCGUCUGAGGUCCUGUGCGGCCCCGACGUCGCCUGCGUCGCCAUCCUCAAAGCCUGUGCUGAUAGUGAAGAGUGCUGGGCCUUGCUGGAGGACCCGUCUCCGGUAUCAACGAUGCGCGACGCGCGCUGGGCGCGCAUCUGGCUGCGGCUGUUAGAAGUAGCGAGGUAUGAUACUAUAAAACACGCUCCACCAUUAUCAAGGUUCGCCGCCGCCGUCUCAAAGAAUUCGACGAGCGCGGCGGACGUGGCCGGCGCGUUACUGAAGGACGCGUGUCGAAGGGACCGCGCCGUCAAGGUCGCGUGGAAUGAUUUGAGAUCAAUCUGCGCGGCGUUGGAUGUCGGUGCGUCGGCCCAAUUACUGUUGAAUGCUUUACCGGGCUGCGCCUCAAAAAUAGUGGACGACCAGCGGUGCCUCGCGAGCGUCGCGCGAGCGAGGUCCACGAAGGCGCUGCUCGUCAUGGCGGAGAUUUUAUCAGAGGCCGCAUCGGGCGACUUCGAGAACAGGCCAGCUCUAGCCAAGGCGCUCGCGCCUCAUUCAACACGGAUAGCAAAGCAGUUAUCACAAGGCGCGCGCCUCGAGAAAGUUGCCGCGGCACAAUUGUUGAGAGGACUCGCGCGGUGCCCCGACGCGAACAGCGCGUUGUGCGAUGCUUGUUUAGAUGCCUGCGCGGAUUCGUUAUUCACGCAUCCGCACGCCGAUGUGUUACACGUCCACAGCGCUGACGUUCUACUAGCAAUCAUUGAUAGAAAGCCUCUGCACGCGCACGCCGCGAAACGACUAGAAAGGCUCCUGUUCCGCGACAAUAGUACAGAGGGCGGUUUAUUAUCAAGGAUCCGCUCUACGUUAACCGGUCUCGAGCGACCGAAGAACUCGCGCGACGCCCACUUAGUCGUGCUGGGCGAAGCCGUGUGUGCCGCGUUAAGGGAAGAUGAAGCGAAGCCCGGCGCCGGGUUGGUUCCUGAUUUACUCUACGCGCGGAGGAAUGAAUUAGACGCCUGGCUGCACUUCGUGGAAGACCUCGCGCGGCUCACGGCGCGCAAGGUCGCGGCGGACUUUGCCGUGCCUGUUGUGAAUGGGGGCGGCUGGGACGACGUGAAUGCCGGGUAA
This is a messenger RNA of Pelagomonas calceolata, 1532 nucleotides long. NCBI's taxonomy places the organism in Eukaryota, Pelagophyceae, Pelagomonadales, Pelagomonadaceae. The record is from the annotation of a GenBank genome assembly.